UUGGUCCAGGCCCCGCCCCCGGAGCACCAGCAGCCAAUCAGCGGCCGCAGCGCCACGUGACCGCCGCCCGUGCCCGCCAAGAUGGCGCUGUCCAGGGCCGCCGCCCGCGGGGCGCUCUGGCGCCUCGGCCCCGCCGCCCUCGGCCCCCGGCGCGGCCGCAUGGAGCCGCUGCCCGUGCUGGGGGCGCCCAGGUGCCAGGUGUUCAGAUCCCCGGAGUGUCCCCUCUCCUCCCGGGCCACCUCCCGGGCCCUCGUGGCUGCCGUGGCCGCCGUGGCCCGGAGGGUCAACGCCAGGUACGAGCGUUACCUGGAGAGGAGCUUCCCCAGGUUCUACGUCCUGUACAGCACCUUCACCUCAGUGCUCUGUCCAACAGGAAUCCAGGCGCUGUUCCUGGAGGUGAAGGAGAUCGGCAGGAUCAGAUUCAGGAUGUCCCGGCAGCGGCUGAAGGUGCAGCAGCUCCCGUACCGGGACAUGGAGCGGCUGCGCCAGUUCCGCAGGGACGCGCUCAAGGCCAUUCCCAUUGGGAUCAUCGCCAUCCCACCCUUCGCCAACUUCCUGGUCAUCGUCCUGAUGUAUUUCUUCCCACGGCAGCUCCUGAUCCGGUACUUCUGGACGCCGCAGCAGCAGCUGGAAUUCCUGGAUGUCUAUGAUUCCAUCCGGAGGGACUCAUACCCGGACGUGGUGCAGAGCCUGGCGCUGGCAGCGCAGUCCCUGCCCGAGCCCCGGCCCCGGGAGCUCCUGCAGCAGCUCUGCUCCCAGGUGCAGGGAGGUGCCCGGCCCCGCCUGGCCCAGCUCUUGGCCGUGAGGAGUUUGUUCUCGGGGUCUCCACUGAUGCUGAACAGGCUCCAGGUGGAUCAUGUGAGGGCCCUGAGCCAGGUGCUGUUCCUGACCCCCCACUUACCGGCAGUUCUCCUGCGGCAUCGCCUGCUGAGCCACAUCCUGGAGAUCCGGCACCUGGACCAGGCCCUGCUGCGCCUGGGGCUGGGGCAGCUCUCUGAGGAGGAGCUGCGAGCGGCCUGUUACCUGCGUGGGCUCAACGCCACCCACCUGGGCCGGGCCGAGUGCUGGGCGUGGCUGGAGCAGUGGCUCCAGCUCUCCUGUGAGCUCCAAGCUUCCGAAGCUUCUCUCCUGGCCCACAGCAUGGUCCUGCUGUCCCUCAACUACAGCCGGCCCUCAGAGUGAUGGCCCUGUGCCCCUCACCCGGCCUGGUGCCCCUCACCUUGGCCCUGUGCCCCGACCUGGUGAUCCCCAGGCUGGUGCUGCCGAGAUCCGGGCGCUUUGCUGAGCCAGCGUCGGGUCCUCACUCCCCUCGGCGCCGUCGGGAGCGGCCGCUGCUGCUCCAGGGCCGAGCACGACCAGGAGACGUGGCUUCGUUAUCCCAGUAAUUAACUGCAUCCCGCUAAUUAUGGGAGACAGAGGGUGGCUCCCUGGCCCGGGGACGGUUCCGUCGGAUCCAGGGACUUUGUGCCGGAGGCUUUUCCCUUGUUUCUUUUCUCCACUGGACAGUCUUAAAUGUAACCCCCCACCCCGAAGGGUUCAGAAACGGCCCCAAAUCCCCCCUCGGAACCCCCUAAAUCCCUGUAAGACCUUCCCAGGAGGAUUCUGGGGGUUUGUCUGUCCGGAGCAGGCAGAGGGAGGGAGGGGUCAGGGCUGGGAACAUCCCCGAGGGGGGUGGGAAGGGCCGAGUGGGGGGUCCCCGGGCUGCCUCCUCCAAAUUCAGCCUCGUUGGAGCUAAUUAGACCUUUCCGCCUCUGUGUUUCCCACUGGGCAGUGGCGGCUCCGGGGGCUUCAGGGGGUUAAACCUCCCCCUCCACCCCGCCCUGCAUGAGGAAUUCCCGAACUUCCGAGGUUUAUUAAAGCCCAAAGGAAUCA
Messenger RNA from Pipra filicauda (Wire-tailed manakin), 1872 nucleotides. RefSeq names its product LETM1 domain containing 1 (gene LETMD1). The transcript has 9 exons. The record is from RefSeq and is a predicted model, not a curated record. Gene Ontology annotation, cellular component: mitochondrial inner membrane. Lineage: Eukaryota; Metazoa; Chordata; Aves; Passeriformes; Pipridae. Gene Ontology annotation, molecular function: ribosome binding. The coding region runs from base 82 to 1182 and encodes 366 amino acids. Gene Ontology annotation, biological process: intracellular monoatomic cation homeostasis.